AUGAAGAGGGAGAGAAUUCCUGUGAUGGGGACAGUCAGUGAAAAUGACCAAGGCAGAGAAAUAGAAAACAUCAUGCCAGGAAUAACAAGAAGGCUGAUGUCACUAGACCAGAGAGUUAAUGGAAGGGGAGCAAUUGAUAUGGGAAGAAAUGAUACUUCUGUAACUCUAUUCAUCCUCCAAGGAAUCUCAGACCAACCAGAGUUGCAAGUCAUCUUAUUUGUCCUAUUCCUGGGAAUAUAUGUCAUGACUUUGACUUGGAACUUGGGACUCACUAUCCUCAUCAGGAGUGACUCCCAACUUCAUUCCCCUAUGUACUUCUUCCUUAGUUUUCUGUCCUUUGUAGACAUUUGCUACUCUUCCUCUAUUUCCCCAAGGAUGCUCUCUGACUUCUUCCUGGAAGAAAAAACAAUUUCCUUAUUGGCUUGUGCUACUCAAUAUUUCUUUGUGGCCUGGAUGGCAUUGGCUGAGUGUUGUCUGUUGGCGGUCAUGGCAUAUGACCGUUAUGUGGCCAUCUAUAGCCCACUGAGGUAUUCCACCAUCAUGCAUCUACCAAUUUGUGGAAAGUUGGUGGCUGGGGCCUAUAUGGCUGCCUGCCUGGGGAGCUUAGUCCAAACAACAGCUGGUUUCCAUAUCCAUUUUUGUGGGCCAAAUAUAAUUAAUCAUUUUUUCUGUGAUAUACCUCAAAUCAUAGCUCUGUCCUGCUCUAAUCCUUUCAUCAAUCAAAUCAUGGUGUUUGUGGUAGCAGUUUGCAUUGGGCUGUUCUCAUUCCUCUUUAUCAUCAUGUCCUAUGUGUAUAUCACAGUCAUUAUCCUGAAAAUGCCCUCAGCCAAAGGAAGGGCAAAAGCCUUCAAUACUUGUGCCUCUCACCUGACUGCUGUUACUCUCUCAUUUGGAACUGCCUUUUGUGUGUACCUGAGACCCAAAUGCCAUUCCCAACACCUGGACAAGGUGCUGUCUGUCUUCUAUGCUAUCCUCAUCCCUGUGCUGAAUCCUCUGAUCUACAGCCUCAGGAAUAAAGAAAUCAAAGAUUCCCUCAAGAAGUUCAUGAAAAGGGGGAAAUUUCCCUAA
Monodelphis domestica (gray short-tailed opossum) is the source of this 1068-nucleotide messenger RNA. Its product is annotated as olfactory receptor 5A1-like. The record is from RefSeq and is a predicted model, not a curated record. Lineage: Eukaryota; Metazoa; Chordata; Mammalia; Didelphimorphia; Didelphidae. Gene Ontology annotation, biological process: G protein-coupled receptor signaling pathway. Gene Ontology annotation, cellular component: membrane. Gene Ontology annotation, molecular function: olfactory receptor activity; G protein-coupled receptor activity.